GGCCUCAGACGGCGAGUGGCAGUCGUACAACAAAGACGUAGUAUUUUCAUUAUCCACCUGGCGGACCUCUGAAAAGUUGGUCAGGCAACUUUUUCAUAACCGCACAAAGCGACCAAAACUGUUCCAACAAGCGAAACAAACAACAACAAAAUAAAUUUUAAAAAGCGCAACACUCCUUUUACUUUUUCGUUACUGAGCGUCGUUUCUGUUAAAAACAAAACACAUAAAUUUCAAUUGCAUAGAUACAUAGAUGACCGAGAAGGAUAACGUAUCCAUGGCUACCGUGCAAUUGAAGCCCGACUAUGCGGCUAGCGAGGUCUACAGCACCGCCAGCGAACCGCCACCGCUGGGAUUUUUUAACUUUAAUCAUCAGGCGUACAAGCGUCAGGCGAAUUCGGUGAAAAUAGCCAAAAUCACCGCAUUCACCAUAAUUGUGUCCUCGUUUGUGCUGGGCGCCUUCAUUUUGGCCUCAUCGUAUCUGCAGGCCAAGGCCUCCUGUGAUCAAGUGCAGGCUCUCGAUUCGGUGCUGGAGAAGGAGCUGAUGCUGGAAACGCUGCAGCAGGUGAACAAGGAGCUACCAAGAGCUGAAGCUUUGCUGGGCAAAUCCGAUGCCGGUGAGGAUUUGCAAAAUCUCGAUCACGAUGAGACCGUUGUUGAUAAGAGAACGGAAUCAAAGAACGAGGGCAUUGAACACAAUGUCAACGAUCACGACAAUUCCUAUUCAGAUAGCGAUGAGACCGAGGAGAUGCAAAAGUUCCCAGGCAAGAUGCCGCUCGAGCUGGACUUGAGCGAUCUGGCCGCCGCCAUUCUGCGCAACAACAAGAAAUCCCGCAUGAACUGCGUGGUGGAGCGCAAGCAUGCCGAGGAGUUUGUCGACUCACCCUCGAAGACCGUGUCGCUGCCUUUCGGCGUCAAUCUGACCACCGAUCCGAAGAAGGCACGCAUCACAGGCGAACGUAUUUCCAUUUUCUGCGAUGGCGGUGACGACAAGGAAGAGAAGGAGUCCAAGCGCCAGCGCGAGGAGGAGGAAGAUUCAGAUGAAGAUGUUGAGCCAAUGCGCCCAAUGUUCAUUCCAUUCCAGCGUGUGCCCAUUCCAUUUGGCCGCAUACCCGACCAGAUGCCGUUGACCCACAUGCCACAGCGCAUGAUGCCACCAGCGAUGCAACAGCAACUGCCCCAGCAGGGUUCCAUUAUCAUUCGCCAGUUGCCGCCUCCGUUCCAGCAUCUGCCCAUGCGUCCACCAAUGCCCCCACAGGUGAUGCAGGCGCCGCGCAUGGAGGAGCAGCCGCAGCAGCCCCAAAUUCAGACCGUGCGCAUUCACAUGCAUCAGUUGCCUUUCCGUCCGUUUGAGAUGACCAACGAUAUGCCCAUGCCCGCCCAGAAUCAGCAGGAGCAGCGUGAGAUGCCACAGCGCGAGAUGCCACAGCGUGAGAUGCCACAGCGCGAGAUGAUGCAGCGUGAACUGCUCCAGCGUGAGAUGCCCCAGCGUGAGAUGCCACAGCGCGAGAUGCCACAGAUCCAGAUCCAGCACAUGCCACUGGGCAUGGCACUACAGCGUGUGGGCAUCACCGCUGAUGAUCUGCGCAACAUUCAGCGCAUGGCCGAGGACCGCUUCACCGACGAGCUGCGCCGCCUGACCGCUGAGGAUGCUGCCGACUCCAAUGAGAACAAUAGCGCCAACUCUAGCGAGGAGGAAGAUCACUCCGAGACGCCUGUGGUAUCCGGAGAGCAGUCCAGCACCACUGCAGCCCAGUCCCCAAGCCCGCAGCGCGAGCAGCAGCCAGAACAGCAACAACAGCAGCAGCAGCGUGACCAGGAGUCCAACGAACAACAGGAGGAGCAAGUGCCUCCUAUGCAGAUACAACGAUUGAUUCUGCAGCCGCUGCCGGAGCAGCCACGCGACACCAUGACACCACCCAUGCCCGAUCAGCCACCACAGGUGCCAUUCGGCCGCAUGAUCUUUGGACGUAGCCUGGCCCAGCCCGUGCGCAUUCCCGUGCCCAUGAUGCAGCCAGCCGAGGGCGGCCCCGCCUCCGAAGAGUCGCAGCGACCACACUUCGUCCAGCCUCGUUCCGUUUAAGUAACAACAACAACACGCCUGUGAUUGCUGCUCUGCGAAUCGUAUCUGGUUGUCGUCGUGGUCGUCGUUAUUGUUUCCAUAUCAAAUUGUAACUGUGUCGUCAUCCGUUGCUCGAUUCCGAAAACAUCUCAAAACUAAUGCGUUUGCAUGUGUAGCAGCCCCCAAAACGCCAAAAAUGAAAACGUCAAUCGAUAGAAAUUUUGAGUUUUGGCCCCCAAAAGAAAUCUCUUUAUAUAUGUUUCCACCUAUAUCUCCUUCCCCCACUAUUUCUAUAUAUGUAUUUCUAUAUUUUCGUAAAAAAGAUAUUGUAUGUAUAACAUUCCAAUCGGUCCUCUCAAGUUUUGUGAGCCUUGAAGAUAAAUCGUAUUUCUUUUGAAUAUAUGUCUACAGUUUUGAAGUA
Drosophila novamexicana is the source of this 2480-nucleotide messenger RNA. RefSeq names its product mediator of RNA polymerase II transcription subunit 15 (gene Msr-110). The record is from RefSeq and is a predicted model, not a curated record. NCBI's taxonomy places the organism in Eukaryota, Metazoa, Arthropoda, Insecta, Diptera, Drosophilidae. The transcript is spliced from 7 exons. Bases 251 to 2080 code for a protein of 609 amino acids.